GAUAUAUUCAAAAUUUAAAAUGUCAACUCUCUCCCAAUAAUAAUAAUCCACAUCCAAAUUUAAAUUCAAAAGAGAAUCAUCUAUUAAUCAUCACAUUGUCACCUAAAAAUUCUCAUUCCAUUCACAGAAUUAACAAAGAGAGUACUCCAUAGAACCAAGAAAGCAGAAAUGGAAGGAGAAUUGAAGAAUCUGAUAAAUUUAUGGGUCAUUUCAAUACUUUGUUUAUGCUACUGCUACUACAUAGCAUCCAAAUUACCAAAAGGCCCCUUCAGGUUUUUUUCUCUCCUCCCUGUAUUCUACCUCUUCAUCAUCCUCCCUUUAAAUCUCACAACCUUCCACUUUGGUGCCACGUCAGCUUUCUUCUUCAUCUGGCUUGCUAACUUCAAACUCCUCCUCUUCUCCUUUAAUCAACCGCCGUUUUCUCCGAUUCCGGCGAGUUUUUUCCAUUUCAUUUCGUUGAUUUUUCUUCCUGUUAAACCAAAAAAUAAUCAAUUUCAUAAUCCAAAUUUAAUUUUAUUUUCGGUUAAAAUAUUAAUUGUGGCUAUUUUAUUUCAUUUAUAUAGCUAUAAACAGUUUUUGCAUCGUUACUUAAUCUUAGCUUGUUAUUGCUUGCAUUUAUAUUUGGAACUUGAAAUUAUUUUAGCCGUUUCUGCAAUCCCGGCUCGAGCCGUAUUUGGAUUCGACCUCGAGCCGCAGUUUAAUGAGCCGUAUCUAGCUACUUCUUUACAAGACUUCUGGGGCCGGCGAUGGAACCUUAUGGUCACCGGUAUCCUCCGUCCGACUAUUUAUUUCCCGAUACGACGGUUUUUUAUGCGUUUUAUUGGCUCCACGUGGGCUUUCAUUCCGGCUUUUAUUGCUACAUUUGUCGUGUCGGGUUUGAUGCAUGAGGUUAUUUAUUUUUAUAUCACGCGCGUGAGUCCCACUUGGGAGGUGACGUGGUUUUUUAUCCUACAUGGAAUCUGCGUGGCUGUCGAGGUGGCGGUGAAGAAGAUGGUUAGUGACAGGUGGCGUUUACGUGGUUCGGUUUCGCGGGCGUUGACUUUGAGUUUUCUGGCGGUGACUGGUGUUUGGUUAUUUUUUCCUCAGUUGAUUAGAAAUAAAAUAGAUGAUAAAGUUAUAGGAGAGUAUUUAUUUUUUGUUGAUUUAGUGAAGCAGACAUCAAUAGGUUAUGUUUCUAUUUUUUUUUAAGAUAUGAUGAUAAUAGUGGAUAGUUCAUUUAUUGAGUUUGUUGAGCUUAUUAGGGCGCGCAUUGGUCGAUUCAAUUCAAUUUCGUUUCGUAAAAUUUAAAAUCGAUCAUUUUGGUUCGAUUCCAUGACACUGUAAUUGAUUAAGCAAUGGUGUAAUCCAUAAAUUUAAACAGUUGUAAUAAUUUAAAAAUAAAUAUUUUAUUUUAGCUAA
Molecule: messenger RNA, 1398 nt
Organism: Mercurialis annua (annual mercury)
Lineage: Eukaryota; Viridiplantae; Streptophyta; Magnoliopsida; Malpighiales; Euphorbiaceae
Product: probable long-chain-alcohol O-fatty-acyltransferase 5
Exons: 1
Coding region: 169-1188 (339 amino acids)
Biological process (GO): lipid metabolic process
Source: RefSeq, a predicted model, not a curated record